AUGAGAUCUUUCCAAAUAGUCGUGGCGGCGGCGCUACUAGCUAUGCUGAAGCAUUUGGUGGACGCCGCGCCUGCCAAUGGCGUUGAUAAGCGCGCUAUAUCCUCUAUCGUCAGCGGCUCCACUAUAGGCUUUGCAUCUGGCGCUACAGGUGGCGGUAGCGCUGCUACUGUAUAUCCCACCACUAUUGCGGAACUGAAGGAAUACCUCACUUCGAGCGAGCCGCAGAAUAUUGUGAUCUCAGGCACAUUUGAUUUUGUGGGGUCUGAAGGCACAUCAACUUACUCGGCCUGCAACGUUUAUGCCUGUACACCCUCGUCAGGUGGGCAGGCGCUGCUUAACACGCUCGGGGGCUGCGGUUCCUUGUCAACCUAUAGCGUAAAACUUGAUACAGCGGCAAUAACUGGUAUCCCUGUCAAGUCGGACAAGACGCUUGUCGGUAGGGACAAUGCGGUCCUGAACGGCAAAGGGCUGCGAUUUGCUGGUGUGUCCAACAUCAUCAUCCAGAAUAUCGAGAUUACAAACCUGAAUCCGGAAUAUGUCUGGGGUGGUGAUGCUUUCGUCUUUAGUGACACCAGUAACAUAUGGAUCGAUCAUGUGACGACCUCGAGCCUCGGCAGACAACACUACAGCUUCGGCCAGAGCGCCAGUGAUGGAAUCACUAUCUCCAAUAGCUUCAUUAAUGGCAAGACAGGCCACUCCGCCUCCUGUGACGGCCACACGUACUGGGGUCUGGAGUUAGUUGGGUCUAGUGAUCAGAUCACUUUCUACAAAAACCACGUCUAUUACACCUCGGGCCGCAGCCCCGCUCUAUCCGGUAACACGCUCUUCCACGCUGUGAACAACGUGUGGUCCUCCAACUCCGGACACCUGAUUGAAGGUACCUCGAAUGGGAUGGGUGUCUACGAAGGCAACUACUUUGACGAUGCCCCGACUAUAGUGGCCUCUGGCUUCGUGGGCCGCCUAUUCGGCUCCGAAUCAGCCGACUUAUCUCAGUGUACAUCAUACCUCGGCCGCAACUGCGUCGCCAACAGCUUCUAUGACUCCGGCUCCUUUAACUACGACCACACUGACUUCCUUUAUCUUUUCGAGGGCAAGACGGAUAUUGUUUCGGCCGCCUCGGCUUCGUCAAUACAGAGAUCCGUCGUUUCAUCAGCGGGAAACACGUUGUGA
Messenger RNA from Talaromyces proteolyticus, 1170 nucleotides. Its product is annotated as polysaccharide lyase family 1 protein. The record is from RefSeq and is a predicted model, not a curated record. NCBI's taxonomy places the organism in Eukaryota, Fungi, Ascomycota, Eurotiomycetes, Eurotiales, Trichocomaceae. The transcript is spliced from 3 exons. Gene Ontology annotation, molecular function: pectate lyase activity. The coding region runs from base 1 to 1170 and encodes 389 amino acids.